Molecule: messenger RNA, 5833 nt
Organism: Cuscuta campestris
Lineage: Eukaryota; Viridiplantae; Streptophyta; Magnoliopsida; Solanales; Convolvulaceae
Source: the annotation of a GenBank genome assembly
AGCGCAGCAGCAGCCGAUCUUCCCACUCACGCGACGCGAUAAUCGUCGGGCACGCUUUCUCGUCACACUGCCGAACACAAAGCCGCAGCAGCUUCCGGAAGGAGACCCAGGAUUUCAAUGGCAAGCGAAGAUGCACUGGACAAGAUCCCUCUAAGCAAAAGAUUGGAGAAGAUACAGUCAACUGUCUCCGAUCACAUUCCCCAGUGCAUGCAUUCAGCUCCAGAUCCCAAAAUUCAUGCACAUCAAUCGGAGAAAAGGUUCGCCCAUCAAGAGUUCAUCGAUGGCGAUCGCAUCGGAGAAGAUAUACAAUUGAGGAGGGAAAGGAUGUCUGGCGGCGGCGCAGGAGCUUUUCUCACUCGGUCACUCGAGUCAAUGCUAAAGGAGUGUUCCAGUAAGAAGUAUUCUUCUCUACAGACCGCAAUCCACAAGUGUUUAGUUGUCCUGAAGGCAUCGAGUCAGCAAACCAUACAUGAUGAGAGUAAUUUGGUGGCAUCCAAAGGUUCAGAGCAGAGUAGUUUGCGUGAAACGAAUGCUGGAUCAGAGGGAACAGUUCACUCAAUCCCAACUUCUCCUAGCAAGACUAUCCUGACUGCUUUAGCACAUGCAGGCGAUACAUUAAGUGUUUCUGAGGCAGAACUUGUUCUAAAUCCUCUUCGACUUGCUUUUGAGACAAAAAAUGUAAAAAUUGUGGAGCUUGGUUUGGAUUGUCUUCAUAAACUCAUUGCAUACGAUCAUUUAGAUGGAGAUCUUGGUUUUGAUGGUUUGGGAAACGGGCCACCCUUUUCAGACAUCUUGGGGUUGGUCUGCAGUUGUGUUGAUAAUGUGUUACCGGAUGGUACUACUCUUCAAGUAUUAAAGGUACUUCUUACUGCAGUGGCAUCAACCAAGUUUAGAGUUCAUGGGGAACCACUGCUGGGCGUGAUCAGAGCAUGUUACAGUAUAGCUCUGAAGAGCAAAUCCCCAAUAAACCAAGCCACCUCGAAAUCCAUGUUAACCCAAAUGCUAAGUAUGGUCUUUAAGCGCAUGGAAGCUGAUGGCCUGGCAUGUAAAUAUAAAAUGGAUGCUACAUCAAAUGUUCCCAAGUUAAAGAUUGAGGAUAUGUCAUCUGAUGAUCAUAACAAACAAGAAAGCAUGUUGAGAGAUAAAUGUUCUGCUAACCAAACCAAAGAUGCAUUUGUUGCUUCUCUCGAGGAACUUUAUAGUCUUGUGGAUGGGGUUGAUAUUAAGGGUUUAGAGGAUAUUUUUGAGAAGGCCGUGCAACUCGAAGAAGGGGGAAAACACACAGGAGGGAGAGAUUUAGGAAGCACAAACAUUGGACUACAUGAUGCUUUGAUUCUUUUCCACUCCCUUUGCAAGAUGGCUACGAAAGAGAAGAAUGGCGAACCUAAAACUGAAACAUGCAUUCUGUCACUAGAGCUUUUGCAGGGUCUGCUGGAAGAAGCCACCGGCUCAUUCACACUAUUGCUUGACUCUGUCAAAGCUCACAUCUCCUACACAUUGUUGCAAGCGUCAGUGUCACAGUCUCUUUCCAUAUUUCAGUAUGCAACAAGAAUUUUCUCCAUACUUUUAUUACGAUACAGGCAAAGCCUUAAGGGUGAAAUUGGGGUUCUAUUUCCCUUGAUUGUCUUGCGAACAUUAGGUGAGCAAGACUUGAACUUAAAAACAGAUGUUCUCAGGAUGCUGGAAAAAGUCUGCAAGGACUCACAGAUACUUGUUGACCUAUAUGUGAACUAUGAUUGUGAGCUCAAAGCACCUAACUUGUUUGAACACAUGGUCACAACAUUAUCCAGAAUUGUUCAAGGGGCACAAAAUGCAGAUAUGAACUCAGCUGCUUCGUCCCUCAUAAGCGCAACCAAGAUGUUAUCCCUUCAGUGUCUUGUGACUGUGUUAAGGUCACUUGUUGAAUGGGAGAACUGUCAGCCAGGACCAUUAAUAGUUAAUCAGGGGAAGCAAUCUUUUGAAGAAGGUUUAAGUGGAAAACAUGAUGAUGUUACAUGUAAGGAAACUUUACCAUGUGACUUUGAGAAGAUGAAGGCACAUGAAUCACCUAUAGAAGUUGCAGUCUCUGAAUUUAAUAGGCAAUCCAGUAAGGGGAUAGAAUAUCUGAUAUCAAGUAGGUUGGUGGAGAGAUCACCUGCUUCAGUUGCUCAAUUUCUCAGGAAUACUCCCAAUUUGGAUAAGGCCAUGAUUGGUGAGUACUUGAGUCUGCAUGAGGAGUUUCCACUUGCUGUCAUGCAUGCAUAUGUUGAAUCUAUGAAUUUUUCUGGAGUGAAGUUUGAUAAAGCAAUUAGGGAACUUUUUAGAGGACUGCAACUUCCUGGAGAUUCUCGGAAGAUAGACUGCCUAAUGGAAAAGUUUGCAGAAUGUUACUGUGCGGCCAAUACUGAUAUAUUCAAGCAUGCCGAUACAGCUUAUGCUCUUGCAUAUGCGGUAAUACUGUUGAAUAUCGACGCCCAUAGCCCAAUGGUCUGGCAAAAAAUGUCAAAGGAUGACUUCGUACGCAUGAUUGUCAUGCAAGACGAUGAUGAUUGUGCUCUCAAGGAACUCUUGGAGGAGAUCUAUGAUUCCAUUGUUGUUGAAGAGAUCAAAAUGGAAGAGAGAGGGCAAGUGAUCAAUAUUCUUAAUCUAUCUCCACCAAGAAAAAAGUAUUUGAUGGACUCAAAGGCCAAAAGCAAGGCCAUCAAUGCACACAAACAAUCUAUUAUUAAGAAUCAAGGUGGGAUAAGAAGAGAGCUUUGUACUUCGUACAAUAUUGCGCUAGUGUGCCCUAUGGUUGAAGCUGUAGGAUGGCCUCUGCUUGCUACUCUUGCAGUUACUAUGGAGGAGGGAGAGAAUCAUACAAGGAUCACUCUUUGUAUGGAGGGAUUUAAAGCUGGAAUCCACACAACCCAUGUUCUUGGUUUGGACACCAUGCGUUGUGCCUUCUUGACAUCUUUGAUCAAAUUUAAUAUGUUACAUUCACCAAGGGAUAUGAGAAGUAAGAACAUGGAAGCAUUGCAGACACUGCUGGUUUUAUGUGAUUCUGAUACCAAUGCACUUCAGGAUACAUGGUAUGCAGUGCUUGAGACUGUUUCUCGUCUUGAAUAUGUUGUAUCAUCUUCUUCUCUGGCUGCAAAUAUGAUGCAAGGAUCUAAUCAAAUAUCUCGAGAUUUUCUCAUUCUUUCACUGAGGGAUCUGGCUGGACAACCUGCUGAGCGGGUGUUCAUGAAUAGUGCUAAGUUGCCCAGUGAUUUAGCAGUGGAAUUUGUCACUGCUUUAUGUGAUGUUUCCGUUGAAGAACUAAGAGAGCAACCAGCACGCUUAUUUAGCUUGGAAAAACUCGUUAACAUCAGCUACUGCCACAUGGCUCGUAUAAGAAUGGUUUGGGCAAGAAUAUGGAUUGUGCUGGCAAAUCAUUUAAUUUUUGCUGGAAAUCAUCCUGAUGAAAGAGUAAAUGUGUAUGCAAUGGAUUCUCUCAAGCAGCUUGGCAUAAAGUGUUUGGAGCGCACAGAAAAUAGUUUCAAAUUCCAGAAUGAUAUUUUGCAUCCGUUUGUGACUCUUAUGCGCGACAGCAAAAGUGAAUCCAUGAGGAAACAUACCGUUGAUUGCGUAGUGCAAAUAAUAAAGUCUAAGGCUGCAAGUAUAAAAUCUGGUUGGAAAAGUGUAUUUAUGAUUUUCACAGCUGCUGCGGAGGACGCGAUAGAACCAAUUGUCGAAAUCGCAUUUGAAAACGUAGAACAAGUUAUCGUGGAACACUUUGAUCGGAUUGUUGGAAACUGUUUUGUGGAUUGUGUCAGUUGCUUAGUUGGGUUUGCCAAAAGUAUGUGCUCUCACAGAAUAAGCCUGAAAGCAAUUGCACUCAUUCGUAUUUGUGAGGAUCGCCUGGCUGAGGGCUUCAUAGCAGGUGGUGCUUUGGAAUCAUUUGGUAAUAAUGCAGUUGGAAGUUAUCAUGUCAGAGAGGAUUAUUGGUUCCCAAUACUAGCUGGUCUCUCUGCUCUAACCUCUGAUCCACGGCCCGAGGUUAAAAACUGUGCACUUGAGGUUUUGUUUGAUCUGUUGAAUGAGAGGGGCAGCAAGUUCUCGUCUUUGUUUUGGGAGAGAAUUUUCCACCACGUGUUAUUUCCCAUUUUUUAUCACGCAAAGCAUGACGGAGAAGAGAACCCAGACCUUUGUAGGUAUGAAAGGGUUCGUGAAAAUAGCAUUCACUCACUCCAACUGCUUUGCAACCUUUUCUGCACAUUUUACAAGGUUGUUUCUUUUAUGCUCCCUACACUUCUCAGUUUGCUGUUAGAUUGUGCCAAAAAGGCUGAUCAGCAAGUGGCUUCGGUCUCUUUGGGUGCAUUAGUGCACCUGAUUGAAGUAGGCGGAUAUCAAUUUGGUCUCAGUGACUGGGAUACUUUGUUGCAAAGCAUAAGUGAUGCUUCAUACACAACACAACCUCUUGAGCUGCUCAAUGAUUUUGAGUUCAGAAAGGCCAAUGACCAGACCAUGCCAACUCUAGAUUCGAGUUCCUCUCCAGCUCAUAGUGAUACCAAUAUUUCUGAGAGUACUGGUACUGAUGACUCUGCAAAGGUUCAAAAUGCAUUAGGCAUGCAGGAAGAGAGUCAGGGGAGGAAGCCUAUUGAGGAGGAAGAAAGUGAAGGAAUGCCUUCACCUUCGGGAAGAGCUUUGGAACCUACUUUGUCUGAAGGUUUUCAACAUAGUCAAACAAUUGGUCAGAAAAUUAUGGGAAAUGUGAUGGAAAAUCUAUUUAUCAGAAGUUUUACCUCUAAAUCCAAAAGCAAGAGUGGAGCAUUGGCAUCUCCGCCCAAGAUUUCUGAAAAUCUGAAGCCUGAUGCAAGAGAAGAGAGUGAAAGUUCAGUGUUAGCAACAGUUAGGAACAAAUGCAUUACACAACUGCUGCUUCUUGGUGCCAUUGAUAAUAUUCAGAAGAAGUAUUGGAACAAGUUGAAGACAGCACAGAAAACCUUUCUAAUGGACAUUUUAUUAUCUCUGGUAGAGUUUGCAGCAUCAUAUAAUUCAUAUUCAAGUCUCAGAUUACGCACACAACAACUCGAUGCCAACAGGCCUCCCUUGAAUAUCAUCCGCCAGGAGUUAGUAGGAACUUCCAUAUAUCUUGACGUGUUACAUAAGGCAACUGCAGAAAUAAAUGCUGUAAAAGAUGAAACACAGGAGACCUGUAAAUCUCAGGAUGCAGAUCUUUUGGCGAGGAGCGAUGAAACGUCAACGAUGGAAGUUGAAGAAGAUAAGCUCCAAGGAGUCGCAGAACAGAAGCUAGUGUUAUUUUGUGGAAAAAUUCUGAGGGAGGCGUCUGAGUUCCAAUCCAGCACAGGGGAUGUGCCUAGCACAGAUGUUCAUCAAGUUCUUGAAUUGCGUUCUCCCAUCACUGUCAUGGUGCUGAAAGGCAUGUCCCAUAUGAACACCCGAGUUUUCAGGAGUCAUCUCAAAGAGUUUUAUCCUCUGAUUACACAACUGAUGUGCUGUGACCAGAAGGAUGUACGUGGAGCCCUUGCGGAUCUAUUAAGCGUGCAGAUCAAAACAUUGUUGCUCUGAUCGAUAGGCUACAUUGCACGCAGGUAUCCACUCCAAAGCAUCGGAGUGCUAGACGAUUGAAGGAAUUACAAGUAAUAUGCACUUCACAUUAUUCAUACUUCUCUCUAUUAAAUCAAUCUAAUUCAAACCGAGUUUUUUUUUUUGUAAUCUCCUGCCCGAUAAAUGGAGAUAUAUAGAGAUCGGUUCAGGUAAAUUUGUGUUCAUUUACACACAUACUGCGCGCAUGUGAUGCACCGAACUAAUUGUGACCUUUUGAACACAAUUAAGUUGAAAACUGAUUUAAUGAAUCUUCAUACAUAUU